Messenger RNA from Mycosarcoma maydis (corn smut), 3453 nucleotides. RefSeq names its product retromer subunit VPS35. The coding region runs from base 1 to 3453 and encodes 1150 amino acids. Lineage: Eukaryota; Fungi; Basidiomycota; Ustilaginomycetes; Ustilaginales. Gene Ontology annotation, cellular component: retromer complex; retromer, cargo-selective complex; late endosome. Gene Ontology annotation, biological process: retrograde transport, endosome to Golgi; intracellular protein transport. The record is from RefSeq and is a predicted model, not a curated record. The transcript has 2 exons.
AUGGACGACUCGGCCAAGGUCCUCUCCGAGGCCCUCAAUGUGGUCAAGGUGCAAUUGGUGCAGAUGAAGAGAUGCCUCGAUGCGGAUCAGGUCAUGGAUGCGCUCAAAAGUGCGUCCACCAUGCUGUCCGAGCUUCGAACAUCCUCGCUGUCACCCAAAAACUAUUACGAACUAUAUAUGGCCGUCUUUGAUGCAUUGCGACAUCUAUCCAUCUACCUCUAUGAUGCUCACACAACGGGCAAGCACCAUCUUGCCGAUCUGUACGAGCUCGUGCAAUACUGCGGAAACAUUGUGCCACGUCUCUAUCUCAUGAUCACUGUCGGAAGCGUAUACAUGUCGAUACCCGACGCUCCUAUCAAGGAGAUCAUGAAGGAUGUGAUGGAGAUGAGUCGUGGCGUCCAGCAUCCCACCCGAGGUCUUUUCCUCCGUCACUAUCUCAGCGGCGCUACCCGCGACUACCUGCCGGUCGGUCAAGAUAUGGGUCCCGGCGGUAAUCUCCAGGACAGCAUUGGCUUUGUGCUCACCAAUUUUAUCGAGAUGAACAAACUUUGGGUCCGACUCCAGCACCAGGGUCACUCGAGAGAUCGCGAGAAGCGAGAAAUGGAGCGCAAGGAGCUGCGCAUCCUCGUCGGUACCAACCUCGUUCGUCUGAGUCAGCUCGAAGGCGUCGACCUUGAAAUGUAUCAGCGCACAAUUCUACCCUCCAUCCUCGAACAGGUCGUCAACUGCAAGGACGUUAUUGCGCAAGAAUAUCUUAUGGAGGUUGUCAUUCAGGUCUUUCCCGACGACUUCCAUCUCCGAACCCUCAGUCCAUUCCUUUCUGCUUGCGCAGCUUUGCACCCCAAGGUCAACAUCAAGCAGAUCGUGAUUGCACUGAUCGAUCGUCUUGCCGCUUACGCCGCGCGCGAAGCAGAAAACGACAGUCCAGAAGAGAUCAAGAGGCAAGAGGAGGAAGCAAGCCGUCGCCUGGCCGAAAAAACGCGACAGAUGAGGAUGACCGGCCAGAGCGCUGGCCCCGGCUCUGUUUGGGACGAGGUCACCGCUCAGGGCGAUCCAAAGGCCAAAGCCGCAGACAUUGCAGAACCCGCAUCGCCGAGCGCUGCGGACCUCAAUACAAUGCCGCCGCCCCCGGUUGAGCCCAGCGGAUUCGGCAUGGCUUCAGCCGACAGAGAGUCUGCGGCUGCACCCAAUGUCGCAACGCACAGCUCUGAAGAGCCUGUCUUCCGCAGCGUACCAGACGGCCUCGAUGAAGACGCCUGGGGCUCGGCUGGUGGCAGUGGACCAGGUGGCACCUCUACCGCCGUUUCUGCCACGUGGAUAUCGCAGACCGACGAACGCACGCAGGCGAGCAACGCACAGCGAACCACAGACACUAGCAUCACAUCGACCGAGGUUGAUGAAACUAAGGACGAACAGAACGCUCGUGCCCAAGAGUUUCCCUCCGCCGGUUUCGGAGCAAGCAGCAACGCGAAUGGAGCUCACACCAACGGAGACGCCGAACAGACGUCUGUGUCCGCACCAGCGCAAACGCCUCACCCUGCGGCGGUGUUCGAAAAGCCGGUCGGCAAGUUCAGGGGCAUUCCGGAGGAUGUUCGUCUCUUCGAGGUGUUCUGGGAGCAGAUUGUUCAGCUCAUCCGUGCGCGACCCGACCUCUCCAUCCAAGACAUUACAGCGCUGCUUGUCUCGCUCGCCAACCUUUCGCUUAGCUGCUACCCGGACAAGCUCGAGUACGUAGACCAGGUGCUCGCUUUCGCACGCGAAAAGGUGGUCGAAUUCGAACAGAGCCCCGAUCUGCACAGUCCAGCGACCACCACCAACCUCAACUCUUUGCUCCUCUCACCCAUCAACUCUUACCUCACUGUUCUGACACUGCUGGCCCUGCCAUCGUAUCUGUCCCUUCUGUCGGUGCAGCCGUAUACAACACGCAAAUCGAUCGCACAGGCCGUCGUCAUGUCGGUGCUGCGCAACGAGACUGUCAUGUCGACGCCCGAAGACGUCAGCGGUGUGCUCGAUCUUUGCAGUCCCAUUAUCCGCGAUCACAAGGACGCGAUCAUGGGUGGAUUGCCUCAUGGCGGUAUUCACAUGGGAGCAGGGUCCGGUGGUCAGGGCGGCUACAGCGGUGCCUACGGUCACUAUGGUGGCGGCGACCCGAGAAUGGCACAGGGCAUGUAUGGCGCCGGAGCUCGCAGCAUGGGCCGUCACCAUAUGAUGCAAUACGACAUGGAGGAGAUGGCCGAAGAGCAAGGAUGGAUUGCUCGUAUGAUCCAUCUGUUCCGUGCUGAUGAGCUCGAGACGCAAUUCAGCUUGCUGCAAACCGCACGCAAACACUUUGUGGACGGCGGCGAACGCAUCAAGUUUACACUACCACCUCUGAUCACCUCUGCCAUCAAGCUCGGACGACGCUACAAGUUGCGCGAGCGGCAAGAGCCAAAUUGGGAAACCAAAAUGCUGACUCUGUACAAAUUUAUCCAUCAGGUUAUCUCGAUCUUGUACAACAAGGUCGAAUCAUCGGACAUCUGUCUCCGGCUCUUCUUGCUCGCAGCGCAGUCUGCCGACGAGAGCGGCUUCGAAGAGCUCGCCUACGAGUUCUACGUACAGGCGUUCACCAUCUACGAGGAGUCGAUUUCGGAAUCGCGCGCGCAGCUCCAUGCCAUCGGACUGAUCAUCAGCACGCUGCAGACGGCUCGUGUAUUUGGCACCGACAACUACGACACUCUCAUCACCAAGGCGGCGCUGCAUGGAGCUAAGCUAUUGAAAAAGCCGCACCAAGCAGCUGCGGUCAUGAUGGCGAGUCACCUUUGGUGGCAGACCGAGGUUCCAGGUCACCCUGCUGGGCUCGCUACCAGCUCAUCCUCUGCUACAGGCAACACUGCUGCUAAUAGUAGCGCUGCCGCAAGCGGCAGCGUCGCCUCUGGAGGCAGCAGCGCCAAAGAGAGCAAGCCUAUCCUGCUCAAGGACGGCAAACGUGUGCUCGAAUGUCUGCAAAAGUCGCUGCGUAUCGCAAAUAGCUGCAUCGACGAGCGAAGCACCGUGGAAAUUUUCUGCUCGGCGCUCGACCAGUACCUCUACUACUUUGAGCAGCAGGUGGAGGCGGUGGCGCCAAAAUACAUCAAUUCGCUUGUUGAGCUCAUCUCGAACGGACUUGAUUCGCUCAUGACGGCAGAGGCAGAUGGAGCUCACGGAGGUGGAGGUGCAGGAGGAGCGCCAGUGACUUCGCAUCCAGCCAUCGUAGGAGGUGGCUUUUUGGAGCUUCCUACAACACCGGACAGCUGCCUUCGCCACUUCCGCUCACAGCUCCAGUACAUUAAGACACGGAAGGAGGCAGCAGCGCUGACGCUUGCGAAUGCCAACCCGCAAGCUAGUGUGGAUGCGGGUUCCGGCCCCGCUUCCUCAGGACCUGAUUGGGGUGCUGUGCAGAUCGGACCUAGCCUCACAAAGUUCGGCCUCAAGUAG